UGAUUACUUGACGGUGCCUGGUGAUUGCUGAGCAUCAUCGACGGGGAGGAGAACUGUUUGUAAACAAAAAUGUUAUCCUCCCUGUCAGCUCCUGCACACUGCUUUGGAUGGCUGUGCAAAGCACAGCCAUCCAAAGCAGUGUGCUUACAGUGAAGCACACAGACACAGCACAUAGUAAAGCAGCACACAGUUAACCCUUUGAUCACCCCUCAUGUUAACUCCUUCCUGCCCAGUGCCAUUAGUACUGUACAGUGUACAUUAUUAUCACUGUAUUAGUGCCACUAGCGACGCCAGUGUCCCUCCCAGCCAGCAUCAGUUAGCACCAGAUUGCCAGCCACACUAUAAGUUGCUGAUCACCGUCAUUAUCUAGUAUA
Messenger RNA from Staurois parvus, 374 nucleotides. NCBI's taxonomy places the organism in Eukaryota, Metazoa, Chordata, Amphibia, Anura, Ranidae. The record is from the annotation of a GenBank genome assembly.